AUGAAGGUCGAGACUAGUGCUGCUCUAUUAAUCCUGCUGGGCGUCGCAUCUGCCCGCCCUGGCGCCAUAAAGGUCAGGAAGACAUCAGCCAAAUUCAGGCGAGAGGUUCCUCAGGAGCACUCGCACGAAAAGUUCCUCCGGGGUGUCGGCCAGGCCCUGAACCUGAACAACGUCGACCAAGUCCAAGAUCCUGUUUUCGCCCUCCUCGGAAAUGCCGCCGCCGCCCAGGGUGCCGGUCUCGUUCAAGAUCUGGACUGCCUGCAACAGCGCGUUGCCGAUCAGGCCUUCACAAACGCGAAGGCAGCCAACGAUGUCGAAGGCAUGACUAACGCGCUAAUCUACCGUGCUCUUGAGAGGAAUACCGCAGCCGUCGGCCAGGCUUCUGUUCUCUGCACGUCCGAGACCGCCAAGAACCCCGAGAUCGCCGCCAUCCAACAGCACCAGGACCCCGCGUCCACCGGUGCCGCCGCCCUGAACAAGCAGAUCACGCUCGAUCUUGCCGUGCAACUGGCGUCGAUCGGCGCUGAUCCCCAGCUCGCCCUACAAUCCGGGACUUUUGAGCCCGGCCAGAUCGGCGACCCGACUGGUGCUGGUAACACCUGCGACACUCUUGAUGAUGCGGAGGGUUGUAUCUUCACGCAGAACCUUCUCGUUGAGGACGCUACUGCGGCCGAAAUCGACGCCGCGGUUGCCGCCGCCAGUGGAAACGCUGGUAACGGUAAUGGCAACGCUAACGACAACGUUGUCAACGAUGAUGAGUGCGUGAACGAGGACGUUGACAAUGAUAACAAUGGUGGAAACAACAACAACAACAACAACAACGGCGGCGGCAACAAUAACAACGGUGGAAAUAACAACGCCACCCCGACGACUGGCAGCAACGUCAACACAUUCACGGGCAGCGUUGGCGCACCGCCUGUCCCCAUCAUUAGCAAUGCCGCAGCGGCGAAGCCAUUCUCGGUGAACGGUGCGGAAUUCCUGAACAUCGGCGCGGCGACGCAGCGAGCAUGCGAUGUGCAGAAGAACCAGUGCGCGAACGCGGCGAACAGCGGGAAUGCGGCGGGCGUCUCGGUAGCCGACUGCGACCAGCAGCAGCAGCAGUGCAUCCAGCAGUAG
This is a messenger RNA of Durotheca rogersii, 1116 nucleotides long. RefSeq lists its product as uncharacterized. Bases 1 to 1116 code for a protein of 371 amino acids. The transcript has 5 exons. The record is from RefSeq and is a predicted model, not a curated record. Lineage: Eukaryota; Fungi; Ascomycota; Sordariomycetes; Xylariales; Xylariaceae.